Messenger RNA from Symbiodinium natans, 230 nucleotides. Lineage: Eukaryota; Dinophyceae; Suessiales; Symbiodiniaceae. The record is from the annotation of a GenBank genome assembly.
GCCUGUCGCACCCCAACUUGGCGUCGCCGGACCUGAAGUGGGACACCGAGAUGAGGCUGAAGCAGCUCCUGGCCAAAGCGCAUCCCCAGUGCCCGGGCCUGCGACACGCGGGCUCCGCAGGGUCCUGGAAGAUCUCCCGGGUCAGCGGCAAGUGCACGGAGGAGCGCCUUGCCAACGCCAAGCCCACAGUGAAUGCUCCGAAGAGCAUCGCGCAAGUCUCGCAGUUGAAG